ACACGCAUAUGACAAUACACACUGGCGAGAAGAAUCAUAAAUGUAAAGUUUGUGAUAAAGCAUGUUCUCAACGAGGUGAUUUGAACAAGCAUAUGACAAUACACACUGGUGAGAAGAAUCAUAAAUGUAAAGUGUGUGAUAAAGCAUUUUCUGUACAAAGUAGUUUGAUCAGUCAUAUGAAAAAACACACUGACGAGAGGAUUCAUAAUUGUAAAGUGUGUGAUAAAGCUUUUUCUGAACAAAUUGAUUUUAACAAUCUGUGUGAUAAAGCAUUUUCUCUACAACAUAAUUUGAUCAGGCAUAUGAACAUACACACUGGCGAAAAGAAUCAUUGAUGUAAAAUUUGUGGUAAAGCAUUUUCUCAAAGCAGCAAUUUGAACAAGCAUAUGACAAUACACACUAGAGAGAAGACUCAUAAAUGUACAAUGUGUGAUAAAGCAUUUUCUCUACAAAGUUAUUUGAUCAGGCAUAUGAAUAUACACACUGGCGAAGGUUAAUAAAAGUAAAAACUACACAAAAAGUGUGAUAUAUUUCGCAUGAUCAAUCAAUAUACUUUAAAGAAAGUUUGGGCAAACUUUGAAAACAUUGUUGUAAAUAGGCAUAUUUUGAGUAAGGCUUUUUAUAUAGGGAAAUGAUCUAAUAAGUGUGUAAAGUGGUUGGGGUAGGGUAACAUUUUUAUACAUAUUAAAAACAUAAUGUUUAGAAACAGUCUUUUUGCUCGUGUAAUGUUAUUAUUUGUUUCUUAACAAUGAUGAAUAGCAAAAUAUUUUUCAGAAUGAUGAUAUUAUAGAUUAGUUAGAGUUUCCCUAUUUCUGAAAAAAGCCCAUUAAAUAGCAAAGGUUUAGUUCAGAAAUAUAUCCAUAACUCAUAAUCCACUCCGUAAAUGCCAUUUAAACUUUGCAUAGAGGUGACCUUAAGGCAUAUAACUGUCCUAUAUAUGUUGUCAAUUUUACAGCUCCGUUUGUGCCCAUUAGCCUUGGUCUAUUUUAAAACCUCAAAUUUUAUAUCUUUACGCUUUUAAGCAUCCUUUAACACACACACAAGUUUUGGACGUUUAAUGAGAAAUUCACAACAAAGAAAUAUUUGAUGGUGCUUAGAGAUUUGUGUAGAAAAA
This is a messenger RNA of Ruditapes philippinarum (Manila clam), 1114 nucleotides long. Its product is annotated as zinc finger protein 85-like. The transcript is spliced from 2 exons. Gene Ontology annotation, molecular function: RNA polymerase II cis-regulatory region sequence-specific DNA binding; DNA-binding transcription factor activity, RNA polymerase II-specific. NCBI's taxonomy places the organism in Eukaryota, Metazoa, Mollusca, Bivalvia, Venerida, Veneridae. The record is from RefSeq and is a predicted model, not a curated record. Gene Ontology annotation, biological process: regulation of transcription by RNA polymerase II.